Molecule: messenger RNA, 1233 nt
Organism: Fraxinus pennsylvanica
Lineage: Eukaryota; Viridiplantae; Streptophyta; Magnoliopsida; Lamiales; Oleaceae
Source: the annotation of a GenBank genome assembly
AUGGUGGAGGGAAAUCUGGUGCUGCUGGUAUCCACACCGGAAGACAGGGCGGCAGUAGUAGAGGAAGGUAGGAUUCCGACAAUGGUGGAGGAAGGUGGAAAUAGUGGAGGUGGGAACUCAAUGGCAGGAGAUUGGCAGAUUGCACAGUACUUAUUCAAAAUGUCAGGACCAGAUGAAGAAAUGGAAAACCCAGGACCACAAUCAUGGCAAGACAAAAUUUCUGCUUUUUGGACCAUUAUUUGGAAAGGGUAUAAAAGCAAGUCAAUCUCACAUUGGAUACUUUUAGCUCUAAGUAGUGUGGCAAUGCUUGUAGCGUUCCCUGCUUCUUCCCUCUUAUCACGCAUUUAUUUUGCCAAUGGGGGAACAAGCAAAUGGAUAAUAUCUUGGGUGGCAGCAGCCGGGUGGCCUAUUCCUGCAUUGGUUCUAAUUCCUGCAUACUUCUUCUUAGGUGUCUUCCCCACUCCUCUGGACUUCAAACUCGCUGCAUCUUAUUCUGUCUUGGGUUUCUUGAGUGCCGCUGACAACCUCAUGUAUGCAUAUGCAUACGCUUAUCUGCCACCAUCAACUGCUUCUCUUUUGGGAUCGACAUCCCUGAUAUUUUCUGCACUAUUUGGAUAUCUUCUCGUCAAGAACAAAAUAAACGCUUCGACUAUUAAUUCCAUUGUAAUCAUUACUGCUGCUAUGGCAAUCAUUGCACUGGAUUCGGAUUCAGAUAGAUAUGCAAGUAUAACGGACCGUCAAUACGCCCUCGGUUUUGUAUGGGACAUACUGGCAUCUGCACUUCACGGUCUUAUUUUCGCUCUAUCUGAGUUAGUUUUCGACAAGUUAGUGGGACGAAGAUCGUUCCUUGUAGUUCUUGAGCAGCAAGUAAUGGUUUCACUAUUUGCCUUCACAUUUACUACAAUUGGCCUCAUUGUGAAUAAUGACUUUCACGGGAUGGCAUCUGAAGCAAGAACGUUCAAAGGUGGUCGAAGUUCUUACCUAUCUGUCCUCGUUUGGGGCGUUGUUACUUUCCAGUUGGGUAUUCUAGGUGGCACCGCAGUUCUCUUCCUUGCAUCCACCGUGCUAGCCGGCGUACUUAAUGCAAUAAGAGUACCCCUUACUGGUAUUGCAGCUGUCGUGUUGUUGAAUGAUCCGAUGAGCGGUUUCAAGAUUCUGUCUCUGAUUAUAACCUUCUGGGGAUUUGCUUGCUACAUAUAUGGAAAUUAUCCUAGAAGUAAAGAUUCCUCGUGA